CUUUAAAACAAAUUAGAAUCCGAAUUGAAAAAAAUGAAUUGAGAGAUGCAGUUUAAAAGUCGCUGUUUUGAAAACCUCAAAUGUUUCCUACCAAGUACAGGUGUCUCAAAUUGGAUUGGCAACUCUUCGAUACAUCACCCCAGAAAGCUCAACAUCCCAUCUGCGCAGCAUAUUUGCUACUUGUUGUUUUGAUUGGGCCAGUAGAGGAGCCAUUUACACUUAUCCAUGCACGAUUGCACGAGAGGAAUAUUAAGGGAGUAUUAAAUGAUGCAAUGUUUAGAGAAAAAAAAUGAUGUAACACAAUUGAUUGCCUUGCAAUAAUUCUCUCUUUUAUUACUCCGUAUUAAAUACAAAUACUUUUACAAAUCAAUUAUAUAGAAACCACUUUAAAUAAGACUAAAACAUAGAUAAAAAUAUUAAAAUAGAUUUUCUAUGUUUUU
Molecule: messenger RNA, 440 nt
Organism: Cuscuta campestris
Lineage: Eukaryota; Viridiplantae; Streptophyta; Magnoliopsida; Solanales; Convolvulaceae
Source: the annotation of a GenBank genome assembly